Messenger RNA from Notodromas monacha, 1666 nucleotides. The record is from the annotation of a GenBank genome assembly. Lineage: Eukaryota; Metazoa; Arthropoda; Ostracoda; Podocopida; Cyprididae.
AUGGCAGACUCGAUUAAUAUGCGGACUGUGCGGCGAAUAGAUGCUUCUGUGAACUCCAUCGUCUGCUCCGCAAAGCAGGUGCAAUUAUAUGAGCACGAAAACGGCAGCUGGGUGAAAGCUGAUUAUGCCGGCGGCUUCCAUAUUUGCUCAAGAGCUGCUUCGCCGUAUUUCACAAUGGUUAUUGUUACAAAAACAAGCACGAAGCUGUGGGUUGAACCGUUGUUACCAGAUCUGGAGUUCGAGCAUCAACCUCCGUUUCUUCUCUAUCGUACAAAGCACGUUUCGAUGCGUUAUUUCCGGCAGAAAUUCGAAAAUGAGGCCGACGAAAGCGUGAACCAUUCGGAUACCCCACCGUUGCUGACUCCGGCAAUGAUAGCGCUCCCAGAGUCUUGGAACACGUCCAAGUCGUCUGAUCGUGAGCGUUCUCUGCCACGCGACAUAAUUCCGAAUGACCUGAACCGGAUUGAAACGACUUUCGAUUCUCAGCCGCGUCGUGGGGGGCCUAUCACUCUGCAAGAAGUCCGGGAAGCUUUAUUGCACGUGGUGCAGCAUAACGACAUGGUUGUGCGAGAAGUCAUGGAAGUGAUCUGGGAGCGUCGGGGUCAAAGGCGACCCGACGGUGACGUGAAUUGGACAGCAAAUGGACGUUGGAACCAUAUACAUUUCUGAAAACCUGUCGCUUUCCUUUACAAGAAAGAAGGGAGGCACUUGGAGUUUUUCACGCGUUGGUAUUGUUGAGCUUCAUUGUUCGGUUAAAGCUAAUUUUUAAAACAGUUGGCAUCGAUUGAAAUAUUAAACGAUUUGCAUGGUAGCGAAAUCGUUUCGUUUCGUCUGAUGGAAAAAAUGUUCUCUUCGGCGCCGGUGUAAAGAAAAAGAAAUGUGCAGGGAAAAUCAGUGUCCGUUUCAGUGUGUCAUCUACCACAAAAAAGUAUCUUCCCCUUGAAUUUUGGCCUGUAAACUUUACGCUAUUGAUUGUCAUAAUGAGAAUCGUGUUCAAGACAAACUGUGGACUUCCGUUUCCUUUCAUUUGAAUGAGCAUUCCACGAGGAAGGGAAGAUUUCUACAUGAUUUACCUGUACUUUCCAUUCAUUCAAAAUUAUUUAAAACGCUUCUUGUUCAGAUUUCGCUCGGAGAGAAAGCAAUUGCGGGUUGACUUUUAGAUGCAGAAAUCCUCCAAAUCACGAAAUGAAAGUGGGAACUAGGAACCAAUCGACAAUAAUUUUGACUGACAGUCUUGAAUUCCGCAUAGGUUUUAAAACCCAUACUCAUUUUUUCUAAGUUUUCCUGGUUUCUGUGAUGAACCAUACGAAAUCUGAAAAUUACACACGUGGCGUUGCAUGCAGGAAAUUCUCACAGAUCGCAUCCACAAACAUGUUUCUAGUCUUCAGUUGAAUCAAAUUGAAUGAAAUGAUUUUAUAAGUAGAAAUGCUUUCCUGAAAAUGAUUGGACUUGUUUCUCGAACGGUAUUCUUAUGUGAUUUGCAAGACGUGUGAGAACCCUCGGUUAUCGCGCGUAUGCGUUAUGGAAGAUGCAUUUUUUUGUGCGAUAGAUGACACGCGAAAUCGGCAACGAAUUAUUAUUUUUUGUUGUUGUCAGAAACUGUGAGUUGGCGAGUUUCGUGGAGAAUUGAAUGCUCUGUUGUUGAAAAAAGACGCGGUGCGGAAAA